GGCGGCGGCGGGGCCGGGAUGCACCGGCGGGGGGUGGGGGCGGGGGCGAUCGCCAGGAGAAAACUGACCGAGGCCAAGUACAAGGAGCGAGGGACGGUCCUGGCCGAGGAUCAGCUGGCCCAGAUGUCCAAGCAGCUGGAGACGUUCCGCACACACCUGCAGGCCUUUGCCAGCAAGCACAAGCAGGAGAUCCGGCGCAGCCCCGAGUUCCGCCUGCAGUUCCAGGACAUGUGCGCCACCAUCGGCGUGGACCCGCUGGCCUCUGGAAAAGGUUUCUGGGCCGAGGUGCUCGGGGUCGGAGACUUCUACUACGAGCUGGGGGUGCAGAUCAUCGAGGUGUGCCUGGCGCUGCGGCACCGCAACGGAGGGCUGAUCACGCUGGAGGAGCUGCAGCAGCAGGUGCUGAAGGGCCGCGGGAAGUUCGCGCAGGACGUCAGCGCGGAUGAUCUGCUCCGGGCCAUCAAGAAGCUGAAGGUUUUGGGGAGCGGCUUUGGGAUCAUCCCGGUGGGGGGAACGUUCCUGGUGCAGUCGGUGCCGGCCGAGCUGAACAUGGAUCACACGGUGGUGCUGCAGCUGGCAGAGAAAAAGGGAUUUGUGACCGUCAGCGAGAUCCGGGACAGCCUCAAGUGGGAGACGGAGCGAGCCAAGCAGGUGUUGGAGCACCUGCUGAAGGAGGGCAUGGCCUGGCUGGACGCGCAGGCCCCGGCCGAGCCGCAGUUCUGGCUGCCCGCGCUCUUCUCCGAGCUCCACACCCAGGACAGCGCGGCCGGGCCCUGACGGCUCCCGGGAAUCCCCCCUGGAAUCCCAGCUGGAACCCUUGGGAAUACCCCCUGGAAUCCUGGCUGGAAUCCCCCGGAAUCCCUCCCAGGAAUCGCCCCUUGAAUCCCUUCUGGGAUCCUUGGGAAUCUCCCUCCUGGAGCCCAUGGGAAUUCCUCCUGGAGUCCUCGAAAUCCUGGCUGGAAUCAUUCCCAGGAUCCUCAGGAAUCCCUCCUGGAGUGCUUGGGAAUCCCAGCUGGAAUCCUCCCUGGGAUCCUCAGGAAUCCCUCCUGGGAUCCUCGGGAUCCCUCCUGUCCCCGCACAAUCCCGGGGACCAGGAAUAAAAGUUUUGUACGAA
This is a messenger RNA of Vidua macroura (Pin-tailed whydah), 1114 nucleotides long. RefSeq names its product SNF8 subunit of ESCRT-II (gene SNF8). Bases 19 to 777 code for a protein of 252 amino acids. NCBI's taxonomy places the organism in Eukaryota, Metazoa, Chordata, Aves, Passeriformes, Viduidae. Gene Ontology annotation, cellular component: ESCRT II complex. The transcript is spliced from 8 exons. The record is from RefSeq and is a predicted model, not a curated record. Gene Ontology annotation, biological process: protein transport to vacuole involved in ubiquitin-dependent protein catabolic process via the multivesicular body sorting pathway.